AUGCCGUCUCAAUAUAUACCUGACGGCUCUGUGGCCCCAAAAUUUGAAGACAUCGUCUGCAGCACUAGCGCCACAAAGGCAGUGACAAUAACCACCUGGGUUGAAGUGCUCACAAUGAACCCAGUCGCCUUCUGGCUCGCCACAAGCAUCUUAAUCUGGCUGACCAUCACCAUCGUCAUCGUCGCAUCCGUACAGAGGAAAUACCACGCCGGCAUGAUGCGGAAUGUGGAAUGCAUUGCUGACGUACUUAUUCCCAUCGCUGGUAGCGAGCGUCUACUCGAAAUAAUUAGAAGGCAAGGCAUGAAUGACUUAAUCAAGGACAAGAUUUUCAUAUGA
This is a messenger RNA of Bipolaris victoriae FI3, 336 nucleotides long. RefSeq lists its product as hypothetical. The record is from RefSeq and is a predicted model, not a curated record. The transcript has a single exon. Bases 1 to 336 code for a protein of 111 amino acids. Lineage: Eukaryota; Fungi; Ascomycota; Dothideomycetes; Pleosporales; Pleosporaceae.